This is a messenger RNA of Drosophila innubila, 1405 nucleotides long. RefSeq names its product major royal jelly protein 3-like. The coding region runs from base 22 to 1371 and encodes 449 amino acids. The record is from RefSeq and is a predicted model, not a curated record. The transcript has 3 exons. Gene Ontology annotation, cellular component: extracellular region. NCBI's taxonomy places the organism in Eukaryota, Metazoa, Arthropoda, Insecta, Diptera, Drosophilidae.
GCACUCGAGCCAUCAUUCGAAAUGCUACGUCGACGAGAAACUUUGUUUCUGCUCUUCAUACUUGGAGCGAGUCUCGCUGAGGCUGCGUACAACAGCUACGCACCUGCCGCUGAUGCGACUAGAGGUCGUCUAACUGGAACUGGACGUGGUCCCGGAGGAGGACGACCGGUGCGCUCUGUGGAGACUGUGAAGCAGUGGAAAAAACUGGAGUUCGGAUUUGCCACGCCUCAGGAUCGACAACAGGCGGAAGCAGCUGGGAAUUUGAUGCCGGAGAAGGCAACUCUUAUCGAUGCUCAGCCGCAUUUCCUGCCCAAUGGAAAGGUGCGUGUGCUCACCACCAUUCCCAGGUUUCGCACUGGUAUUCCCUACUCCCUGGCCACCGUCUCCGACCAGGAGGGACCCAAUGGGCCACAGUUGCAGCCGUAUCCCAACUAUGCCUGGCACAACAACAAUGGAGACGACUGUGAUCGCAUCACAUCCGCUUUUCGUGUAGCCAUGUCGGAGUGCAAUCAGUUGUGGGUUAUCGAUUCGGGCAAGGUUGGUGCAGUGCAGCAUUGUCCGCCACAACUGUUGCAAUUCGAUCUCAAAAGCGACACUUUGCUGCAUCGCUUCCGAUUCCCCAAUGAGACUUACAUUCCAAUUGCCUCACUCUUCAUUGCACCUAAUCUUCUAGUGCAAGAUCCUCCGCCACGUGGCAACUGUGCUCGCACAAUGGUCUACGUGCCGGAUGUUGGCUAUCACGGCCUCGUUGUCUACGAUCAAAGUGCGAACACCGCUUGGCGAGUGGAACAUCGAUUUAUGUAUCCAGAUCCGGGUUAUGGACUUCACACCAUUGCCGGCGAGAGCUUUGAUUUGAUGGACGGCAUCUUUUCGGUCAACAAUGACAAACGCAAUCUCUAUUUCCAUCCCCUGGCCAGUGCCAGUGAGUAUUCGGUUCCUUUGAGUGUUCUCAACAGACGACAAAACUGGGAAAAUAAUGUAGAGGCAAUGUCGGAUCAGUUCAAGCUCCUGGGCAAACGAAAUGGCGCAUGUGCCGCCUCAGCCAUUGACAGUCGCGGAAAUCUCUACUGCGUCACCUUCAAUCCCAACAAGUUGUUGUUUGUUAAUACGGCCAACACCACUCCCAAUUUCGAAAGUCUGCCAGACGAAUCCAAUGAACUGCAGUUUGUCAGUGGCAUGAAAGUCACACGUAACUUGGCUGGUCAGGAGGAGCUCUGGAUGAUGUCUAUUCCGUAUCAGAAAAUUCGCAGUGGUACUAUAAAUUUUAACGAGAUGAACUUCCGAAUUUUGCGACGCCCGCUCGACGAUAUACACGGUGGAGUGUUUUUUGCCGGAGGCAAUGACUUGAACAAUCGCCUCAUCUUUACUUAAUCUACGCCUUACUUCUAAUCCAAUUAAGAUUAGA